AACUUUGGCAGACAUAAUGAUGGAAAAGGAAAAUACAUUAGAAGAAGACUGAGCAUCAAGAGAAACGCCCAAACGGCCCGACGAAAGAGGCCAGAAGACAGUUCUAAAUCAAAACAGUUCAGUCCAGUUCUGCUGACUGAUACCCAGCAUGAUUUCUCAUCAAACGCACGGACGGACAUUUUAGAAAAGUACUCACGUUUCCAUGGCAAAAGUGAAUUUUCGGUAUGGUGCAAUGCUCAAGAUGUCAAGUGUACAGACAGCUUCCGGGACUUGAUCUUCCAGAUAAAUCCGCAUCAUAUGUCAUGCCUGUACAAGAAAGUGUUCGAAACUGCGGCGCUCAGUAACCUUCUGGUGGCCGAUGGUUACGCAUGCAUCGACGGAGAAAGUAUUGGCAGCAGUGGUUCAGCAUUUCACAGAAAUAUGGCGAACAUGGACCAUGAAUAUUCUGGAUACUUUCAGGACAGUUUUGAUAAAAGCAACUCGUGUAUAUACAAUACCAAAGCCCACGUGACUACAAAAGGAAACCCUAAAAUGUUAGAAUUAAAUCGUUGGGAAGUCUGUGAAAGACCUCACUGUGAAACAAACUCUGGAUACAAGGUUGCAAACGAGGCUGGGGACUCUAGCAAGCGACAAGGUAAAAACGCUAACUGCCGCACUUUGUCCCCGUCAGUUAAUUUAUUUCCAGCCAUGUUGCGGUUGACACGUAAUCAUCACCAUGGGAACACGUGCAGAAUUGGUUCCGCUGGAUCAAACCCCCCAAUAUUGCCAGUGAGAGAACCUUCCAUGCCAUCAACCCGAUCGGACACACCACCGAAUCUUUCAAGUUCAACAGGGAGUUUGAGUAAUAACAAACCAGAACCGAUUAAAAUAGGACGGCGUUUCAGGCACUUCCCCAGAAAUUCCAGUUAUAUGGACCAAUAUCGGGUGGAAUAUACAUACAGGCGAUUGGCUAAAGCACGUGACUUAAAUAAUCUACAAAACAGUGAUUCAAGUUUCUGUUCCUGCGGAAGCCAAGCAUGUUUGGUGUCUAAGAGUAGUAUCCAUAGUUGGCGCCCUAGCCAGAGUCUUACUGGGAAAUCAAAAACCUUGCCAGUCUAUGAGAAGAACCCUUGCCUUGCUUCCGGAAUUCCAGUCACUAAAAGAAAACCUGUCUUGAAAAAUCGAAAACCAGCGAAACAGCCUUAUAUUGCGCAAAUACCAAAGAUUGGUGACGCGCCAAAGAAUUCAUUAGCAUUAGGACCUCAUCGUGACUGCAUUCCAAAGUUGGAAAAGUUUUUUGCUACAUCUUUAACUGUAAACAACUACAAUCCGGUCGAAACUCCUCCCUCCCCAGGACUAAAGCCCGCAUCUAACUCCGCCUCCGCAGUAUUGAUGAAUUGUGGGCGUGUCACGAACUCUCCUGUUUGUAUGGCAGCAAGCUUUCUACAUCUUCUUAACCAGAAUUUAAAAGGCACAGAGUGAAAAUGUUUAAUUGCGGAGAGCAAAAUACAAUAGUCUCUAGAAGUUCCAACGGAAGGGUGUUAUCCAACAGUUUCUUCUUUAAUUAAAGUUUUGAAUUAAGUAUCCAUUCUCUCCCAAAGAGACUGAGAUUUUUUCUUCUUCUUAUAUAUUAUUUGUAAUAUAAAGUUACGUUCAUUGAUGUGUAUUAAAUUUUGACAGAAUAAAUAAACCACAGACACUCGGAUCUCCACACACCCCAUUCUCCACUGCCCCUGGUUAAGUUUAGCCAAUAUAUUUA
Molecule: messenger RNA, 1738 nt
Organism: Mercenaria mercenaria
Lineage: Eukaryota; Metazoa; Mollusca; Bivalvia; Venerida; Veneridae
Exons: 7
Coding region: 298-1461 (387 amino acids)
Source: RefSeq, a predicted model, not a curated record